UCGGGCACUUCCGCUUCCCGUUGGCUUUCUUCUCUUCGGUGUUCCCGGCGAGUCCAGAGCCGGGUCCCCGCGGAAGCGGCGCCAUGGCGGAACUAACGGCUCUGGAGAGUCUCAUCGAGAUGGGCUUCCCCAGGGGACGCGCGGAGAAGGCUUUGGCUCUCACAGGGAACCAGGGUAUCGAGGCUGCGAUGGACUGGUUGAUGGAGCACGAAGACGACCCCGAUGUGGACGAGCCUCUAGAGACUCCCCUUGGACAUAUCCUGGGACGGGAACCCACCUCCUUGGAGCAAGGUGGCCCUGAAGGACCUGGGGCUGCUGCUGGAGAAAGCAAACCCAUUUUGAGUGAAGAGGAAAGACAGGAACAGACUAAGAGGAUGUUGGAACUAGUGGCUCAGAAGCAGCGGGAGCGGGAAGAAAGAGAGGAGCGGGAGGCAUUGGAACGGGAACGGCAGCGAAGGAGACAAGGGCAAGAGUUGUCGGCUGCACGACAGCGGCUACAGGAAGAUGAGAUGCGCCGGGCUGCUGAGGAGCGGAGGAGGGAAAAGGCUGAAGAGUUAGCAGCCAGACAAAGGGUCCGAGAAAAGAUAGAAAGAGACAAAGCAGAGAGAGCCAAGAAGUAUGGUGGUAGCGUAGGUUCUCGGCCAUCCGUGCCAGCAGCAGAGCCAGGUCCUGUUCCCUCCUCUCCCAGCCAGGAGCCUCCCACCAAGAGGGAGUAUGACCAGUGUCGCAUACAGGUCAGGCUGCCAGAUGGGACCUCACUGACCCAGACAUUCAGGGCCCGGGAACAGCUGGCAGCCGUGAGGCUCUAUGUGGAGCUCCACCGUGGGGAGGAACCUGGAGGGGGCCAGGACCCUGUGCAAUUGCUCAGCGGCUUCCCUAGACGAGCCUUCUCAGAGGCUGACAUGGAGCGGCCUCUGCAGGAGCUGGGUAUGGCAUUUGGGACCAGAAACCAGGACUUGGGGGGGAAUGCCUGGGGAAAGAAGGGAUGCAAAGAGAAGGGACGUUGUGGAGAUGGUAUGAGGUCGGGAAUUUUGGGAGCGAAAAACAAGUAUCUUUGUGUUCUCUUCUAUCUUCAGGACUUGUGCCUUCUGCUGUCCUUAUUGUGGCCAAGAAAUGUCCCAGCUGAGGGGCCUUUAUCCCACUGUCCUUCUCUGACCUCUUCAUCUUUGAUAAAGCACUGACGUCUCUAAUAAAUAGAGCCUCUGAGUUCUGUA
Galeopterus variegatus (Sunda flying lemur) is the source of this 1214-nucleotide messenger RNA. It is a transcript of the gene UBXN1, whose product is annotated as UBX domain protein 1. The record is from RefSeq and is a predicted model, not a curated record. Gene Ontology annotation, molecular function: protein binding. The transcript has 9 exons. NCBI's taxonomy places the organism in Eukaryota, Metazoa, Chordata, Mammalia, Dermoptera, Cynocephalidae. Bases 84 to 1181 code for a protein of 365 amino acids.